Molecule: messenger RNA, 1284 nt
Organism: Torulaspora delbrueckii
Lineage: Eukaryota; Fungi; Ascomycota; Saccharomycetes; Saccharomycetales; Saccharomycetaceae
Gene: ATG23
Product: Atg23p
Exons: 1
Coding region: 1-1284 (427 amino acids)
Source: RefSeq, a predicted model, not a curated record
AUGGCAUUGGACGAUAUUUUGAGGCAGAAUGCUGAAAUUACGGACCUUUUGCACAUUUUGGUCGAGUUACAUGGGAGAGCCUUGCAGGAUCAGGGUCCAUCAGACCGUUUGGAAGGUAUAAGACGAGAUAUAUUGAUUUGCUUCAAUGAUUUGUGCACCUUGAAUGAUAUGCUGACAUCCUGUGAUGGGGAAAUCAGAGAUGAGAUACAGGUUUUGCAGAAAGCUAAGGAUAAAUUUACGAGGUUGAACAGGAAAAGACAAUUGCUCUUGAAAGAAAGAGAUAAAUGGACAGAGGAGACUCCCGUGAGUGUAAAAGAUCAAAGUGAACAAAACGUAGUGGUUGACACCCGUUAUCGUCGGGUUUUGGAUCAAUAUCUCGAUUUAGUCGGAGCAAAUAACACUACUUUGGUUGAAGAUCAUUCACAAGGCGAUGUGAGUCGUGAAACAGUUCUCCAGUCCGUAAAAGUGCUUCAUUCAUGUCAUGAUAAUGUCUUACAAAGUGUCAAGCAGUUGAAAGAGCUAUUGAAUGAUAUUACAAAGGAUCAGGCUUUUAUCGAAAAGGAAAUGAAGGCACAAGUGGCAAGGAUACGACGGGAAACCAGUGCAAUUGAUGAUGAACUUAGGAAGAAUAGCUCAAAACGAAAGAAUUUACUUGCUAAGGUGGGUCUGGCUCUACCAGACGAAACUUCUACAGCCCAAAAGUUGUUCCAUUUGAAGCUCAACGAUCAAAGGGACAAACAAUUAGAACUCGAACAAGAAGAUAUUGCAAGCCACGCGAACGAGUUUCUAGACAUGAAGAUUGCCUCCUUACAGGAUCAACUAACUCAUAGGAAAGACGACUCUUACCAAUUGAUUCACGUUAGAGAUUCGUGGAGCGACUGUGUAGACUCUGUCAAGAAUUUGGAGGAUCGAUUAAGGUCAGCGUUGACGGGAGAUUUGACAGAGCUUCCUACGGAUAGAGUGGGAUCCUGGAUCAAAGAAAAUAUCGAGGAACUUUCAUCCAUCAUAUCGUCCACAAACAACCGUAUUCUUAUAACGCUUGUAAGUCAUGAAAGAGAAGUAAUUGAAAAUGCGUAUGAUGAAAUAUCACAGUCUUCAAAACCUAUUGAGCCAUCUUCGCCUAUAAGGAACAAACACUCUAGUCCUCCCUUCCUGGUUGCCAACAAAUCUCCACCAAAGAUUGGUCUUUCGGACAAGACAGCCCAGUCACUCAGUAACAAUAAUGGUGCUUCAGGUUCGAACAGUCUUACUAUGUUGAAGGAUAAAUCUCAGAAAAAGGAUUAA